Molecule: messenger RNA, 2503 nt
Organism: Raphanus sativus (radish)
Lineage: Eukaryota; Viridiplantae; Streptophyta; Magnoliopsida; Brassicales; Brassicaceae
Product: methyl-CpG-binding domain-containing protein 13
Exons: 5
Coding region: 493-2319 (608 amino acids)
Molecular function (GO): DNA binding
Source: RefSeq, a predicted model, not a curated record
GGACAAUGGAUUUGAGCAAUUUAGGAGGAGAGAGAAAACAAGUGGGCGUUCUGUCCAGAAGACUCGCAAUGCUGGUGGUGGACUGAGUUUGGUUUGCCUCUCGAAUCGGGAAUCACACCAUGGAAUCUCUUCACUAGUACACGUGUAAACCCUCUUCGGUUCCCUUCUUACUCCUCCCAUUAAACCUAUUUUCUUUAUUAUUCAGCUUAGUUAGUGGAGGGAGGGAGGGAGGGAGACAGAAUAAAAGGUUCCUUCUUUUAUUCCUUCUCACAUCCGAUCUUGUUUGACUGACGAGGGCAUUGAUUUACGGUGAAUUCGUGAUGGGUUUUGGCGUUUUGGGUUGAUAAACCAUUCUUGGUUUAUGUUAAUUUCUUUUCUUGUAAAUCCAGUAAUCAAGAGAGAGAGAGAGAGAGGGGGAGAGAGAGUGAGUGUGUGCGUGUGUAAGAGAGAGACGGAGAGAGUAACUGGAGCUGAGUUUUCAGGCGAGAAGAAAUGGACGGAGACAGGAUCUCUGAUGAGUUAUUGGCGGAAAGGAAAGUGGAAAUCAUAGUAAAAAAGAACGGGAGAAAGGUUAUAGUUGAGAAAUCUGCAGCUGAAGGCUUACCUGAAGGAUGGAUCAAGAAGCUUGUGAUAUCAAACAGAUCAGGCCGUAAAAGAAGAGAUCCAUUCUUCAUUGACCCUCAAAGUGAGUAUAUCUUCCCAUCCUUCAAAGCUGCAUCACGUUAUGUUGUGACUGGUGAUAUUGGACAUUAUGCCCGCAAAUUCAAGGAGAGCGAUAACGAAGAUGAUGAUGAUUCCGAAAAUGCCAAGAACGUUCUUCUUCUGGAGUCUGCUGAUGCUUUACUGGACAAGGAGAAGAACAUUGAUAUAAAUAGUAAACGGAGAAGAAACUCAUCUUCUUCCGGUGAACAUUCUGAGAAUUGUAAAGUGAAUUCCGACUUGAGCAGUGUCACCUCACAAGUUCUUGAGGAUCUGGGGAAGAAGAAAGAUCUUAUCGAGAACCAGCCAAUUGCAAAACGUGUUACUAGGAGCCAAACUAAAGCAAAUGAGACCGAGGAAGACGUACUGAGAAGUGCAAGUUCACAAAGUCCAGAGAAGAGAUCUGUGUCAGUGAAGGAGGAAGAUGUAAGAGAUUCUUCUGAAAAACAGAUCAUGAGGAAUAAGGCUAUAGUGAAGAAGAAUGAGUUAGCUAAUGGUGUGCCAAGAAGAGCAUCAAAACGAUUAGCUGGUAUUGAGCUUGAACCUACCCCUGAACUGGUUACAAGAACCAAACCUCAACGAGUAGCACCUCCUGAUGAUGAUAAUGGCACAGCAGGGAAGUGCAAGCAACCUGUGAAUCCUAUUGCUACUACCAGCGGAUUGAAAAAGAUGGAUACACCUCUCACUAAGGACGUAACCAGAAGCUGUAAUACUGAGCAUUCAUCUCCAAAACCAAAUGCUGCUGCUGUUUCUACGAGCAGGAAUCAUAUGAGUGCAGAAUUGGGAAUGCAGAUAGGAAAGAUGGGUAAACCAGUAGACAAGAAAAAGAUGAAGAUGCCACUGACGACAUCUGAGGCGGAACUGAAUCCAGUUUUUUGUCUUGAUGGUUACAAGCAAAAGGAAGAGAUGUCGCCAGUAUCACCACUAUCUCGCAAAACUUGUGCAACAAAGCGUGAGAAGACAGCAGCAGGCAAAAGAUUUGGAUCAAAGGGUAACAAAGUUACCAGUCCAAAAGCAACUUAUGAUAACGGAAAUGUCACACAGAUGAGAAAUAAACUAAGCAACAACUUGUUUGAAUCGUCUGUUGUUAGAGGCACAAGCUCAGAAGUGAUGGAGAUGAAUAACAAUAACAACACCUUCUCCUCCUCCUCUGCAGCAUUUGACUCAACUCUAGCAGAUCUUUGGAAAGAUCCUUGCAUUGCUUUUGCUAUCAAAACACUGACCGGAGACACCCUUCAUCUUCCCAACAACACUGCAGCAAUCUCUUCUGAUCCAAAUACCAAUCAUGCCAAGCAGAAAGGAGCCACCUUUCUCCCAGAGACGCCAACAGUUUCUACCGAGUCACCGGGUAUGGAUAUGUGGAAAGACCCGUGUAUCGACUUUGCUAUAAAAACACUGACGGGCGCAAUCCCUAUAACAGGGUCAAAUGAACCAGUUGUGAAACCAAAACCUAAAGAGACGAUGACUAUGACAGCAUCAGCAAGACAGGAACAGGAGGAAAGUAGUAAGCAAAGCAGCAGCUGUGAUUAUUUAGUUCAACAGUGUAGUAACAAGACGAAGAACAACACCAUGGGGAAACCUGGGGAUCUAAGGUUUCCACAAUCUUUCUCUAAGGACUAGGUUGUUUUCUCUUUGUAGUAGUAGUAGUGACGCCAUGGAUAUAAUGUAAGAUCCAUCAUCAUCCAUGUGUAAUGCCUGUUGUCUUGUUCUGUAUAUACAAAUAUGUAUUAGUUUGAUGUAUCUACAGAACCUUUUUUUUUUGUUCAACGUAUCUACAGAACCUAGAAACUCAUAAAAGCAAUUA